AUGGGCCAAUCCACAGCUGAGAAAGAUGGACCUCCAAACAUAUCUUUGCAUGCAUUUUAUGUUAUUGAUAAUGCCAAGAAAGCAGUAGAGGCUUUAUGUCCUAAAACUGUAUCUUGUGCAGAUAUCUUAGCAUUAGCAGCAAGGGAUGCAGUCACUUUGUCUGGAGGGCCAACAUGGGUGGUGCCGAAAGGAAGAAAAGAUGGAAGAGUUUCGAAAGCAACUGAAACACGACAAUUACCAGCUCCAACAUUUAAUAUUUCUCAAUUGCAACAAAGUUUUGCUCAGAGAGGUCUUUCCUUAGACGAUUUAGUUGCCCUUUCAGGAGGACAUACACUUGGAUUCUCUCAUUGCUCAUCCUUUCAGAACAGGAUACACAACUUUAAUUCAAAGCAAAGUGUCGACCCAACAUUGGAAUCGUCAUUUGCAGCCAGUUUAAAAAGUGUAUGCCCAGCAAAGAACACAGCGAAAAAUGCUGGUGCCAAUCUUGAUUCGACUCCCACGACUUUUGACAAUAGAUACUAUAAGUUACUUCUCCAAGGGAAGAGUAUUUUCUCUUCUGAUCAGUCGUUGGUCACAUCAGCAAAGACCAAAGCAUUGGUCUCAAAGUUUGCUAGCUCACAACAAGAGUUCCAGAAAGCAUUUGUUAAAUCCAUGAUUAAGAUGAGUAGCAUUAAUGGUGGGCAAGAGGUUAGGCUCGAUUGUAGAGCAGUAAACUAA
Messenger RNA from Helianthus annuus (common sunflower), 717 nucleotides. Its product is annotated as peroxidase 64. The record is from RefSeq and is a predicted model, not a curated record. The coding region runs from base 1 to 717 and encodes 238 amino acids. Lineage: Eukaryota; Viridiplantae; Streptophyta; Magnoliopsida; Asterales; Asteraceae. The transcript has 4 exons. Gene Ontology annotation, biological process: hydrogen peroxide catabolic process; response to oxidative stress. Gene Ontology annotation, cellular component: plasmodesma; plant-type cell wall. Gene Ontology annotation, molecular function: heme binding; peroxidase activity.